Trichoplusia ni (cabbage looper) is the source of this 625-nucleotide messenger RNA. RefSeq names its product ATP synthase subunit d, mitochondrial-like. Gene Ontology annotation, biological process: proton motive force-driven ATP synthesis. Gene Ontology annotation, molecular function: proton transmembrane transporter activity. NCBI's taxonomy places the organism in Eukaryota, Metazoa, Arthropoda, Insecta, Lepidoptera, Noctuidae. The record is from RefSeq and is a predicted model, not a curated record. The transcript has 3 exons. Bases 36 to 554 code for a protein of 172 amino acids.
AUUGAUGCGACUGUCAGUUUUGUUUACUAAACAAAAUGGCUAAACGGUUUGUAAAAAGUUCUAUAAACUGGAAGGAACUAGAGAAAAGGGUUCCGCCAGAACAAAGAGGAAAGUUCUUUGCUUUUAAGGGAAGGGCUGAACUGUAUUUUCGAAGGAUGAUGUCAAAUCCUCCUCAAUCACCGAAAAUCGACUGGGAAGGUUACAAGAAAAUAGUGCCGGUGCCAGGUCUCGUGGAGAAAUUCCAAAAAGAGUAUGAAGCUUUGAAGAUUCCAUAUCCUGAGGAUAAGUACUCUUCUGAAGUCAGUAAGGAGUGGCUGGCUCUGCAACCAGAGAUCAAGAAGUAUACUGAUGAGAUGCAGGCUCAUAUGGACAAAGCAAAUGCAGAAGUAAAGAGAAUCGAAGCUUUGCCAAAGUUCGAAGACAUGACUUUAGAAGUAUUCUACGAUGUUUAUCCUGAACAAGCCAUGGACUUCGUGAAGAAGCCUUCGUUCUGGCCUCACACCCCUGACGAACAACUGGGCUACGUCGACCCCACGCAGAAAAUUGAAAAAUGAAGAAUGUUAUUUAAUCCCUAGACUUAAAAUAUAACCUGUCCGCGUUAAAUGAUUAAAAAAGUAUGUAUGUA